Molecule: messenger RNA, 1548 nt
Organism: Rosa rugosa (rugosa rose)
Lineage: Eukaryota; Viridiplantae; Streptophyta; Magnoliopsida; Rosales; Rosaceae
Product: protein FAR1-RELATED SEQUENCE 5-like
Exons: 4
Coding region: 1-1548 (515 amino acids)
Source: RefSeq, a predicted model, not a curated record
AUGUGGAGGGCGGAGGGUAUUCAGUUGAUAUUGAAUACGGUUGUCUUGGUGGGCACAAGUAGUCAGACAAUGAUCGGCAGGCCAAUAGUUCCUGAUGCAGCAGUUCAUGCAGUUGUUGAAGAGCAUGUUAGCAUGGACACAGAUGAAGGUGGUCUUCGCUACAACGAUCAUAUUUAUCAUGAAACAUUACCAUCAGACGAAGACGAAUCAGAAGAUGAAAUGUCAAUUCGGUUUGGUAAAUGCACAGAGGUAACUGCGCGUUCAAAGGAGGCAACGGGGAGUGGAAAACCGGCUGAAUCAACAGAACUGAGGAAAUCACCUGGAAUAGCACAAGAGGACAAAACAUUACCUGAUGUUGGUGUUGAAAGGCCUGAAUUUGUGAAACAUACGGGGGCUGCACAGCUAAAUGGUAAGCAUUUUGAAGACCUUACAAUGGACGAUAUGAAGGCAGUAUACUUCCCAACCGUACAGGAAGCAGAGAAGUUCUUGUCAUUGUACUCACGAAUACUUGGUUUCAGCAUACGGAGGGAUAGGUUGCAGAAGGAAGGCAAUGACAUGGUGGUAAGGAGGCAGUGGGUAUGUUCAAAACAAGGACUGGCAAGUAUGAAGUCGAGCAAGCAUAAAGGUGUGGAUAAGAACAAAUUUACAAAGCAUCAGACCAUUGGGGAGCAGAAGAAAUCGAGGAGGAACAUAGUACCUAGUGGAAGGAGAUACACAAGAGUUAACUGCCAAGCUGCAUUCAGUGUUAGAUAUUGCAAGGAAAGGGAGCUAUAUCGCGUGACAAAGUUUAUACAUGAGCACAAUCAUGAGCUUGCCAUGUCCCAUGAGGUUGAGUGCCUUCGUCGCGCACAAGUGUACACUAGUAGGGCUUAUGAGCAUCUGGUAGAGCAAGCUGGGGGACACGACGGUGUUGGCUUCAUCAUAAAAGAUUUGUACAACAAGAUUGCUGAGAAGAGGAAAAAUGCUGAGCUCGAUGGGGAUGCACAGGCCGCAUUGACUUGGAUGAACAUGAGGGGAAUGGAGUCACAACAGUUCUGCUGCAAGUACAGUUUGGAUGAAGAAGGCAGACUAGCCAAUUUGUUUUGGAGGGACUACCAAUCAUUUUUGGACUACAGCGCAUACGGUGAUGUGGUUAUUAUGGACAGCACAUACAAGACAAAUAUGUAUGUAAAGCCUCUUGUUGUAUUUGUUGGGUGCAACAAUCAUAGAGCUACUGUUGUUUUUGGAUUUGCCCUUAUACGAGAUGAGAGGGAGGAUACGUACACGUGGGUGUUCAAGAACUUCCUUGAAUCCAUGGAACAUAAACAGCCUUCAUCGAUCCUAACCGAUGGUGACGAGUCAAUUAGGAAUGUGGUAGAGCGAAUGAUGCCACAAGCUCGGCACAAGUUAUGUGCAUGGCACAUUGGCAGAAACAUAGGGCAGAAUGUGAAGGAUGCUGCUGCUCAGAAAACCAUUGGGAAAUUGAUUUAUUCGUCAAUGACUAUCAGUGAAUGGGAGGCUGCUUGGCACUCAAUGGUGGUCAGAAAUGGGUUGUCGGACAAUGCAUGA